Messenger RNA from Loa loa (African eye worm), 480 nucleotides. RefSeq lists its product as hypothetical. The transcript has 4 exons. The record is from RefSeq and is a predicted model, not a curated record. Lineage: Eukaryota; Metazoa; Nematoda; Chromadorea; Rhabditida; Onchocercidae. Bases 1 to 480 code for a protein of 159 amino acids.
AUGUGUGUGGAAAGCGCGAAAAUGGAUUGUGGUAAUCAAGCGAAUGAAUGGAAACCAUGCAUUGAGAGGAAAAUAGCUGACCAAGUUUUCGGAGCGUGCUGUGACCGGUCUGCGCCACCGGAAUGCCGCGGUUUAUGUAUCUACGAAAGUAAUCCUAUUGAAGCACGAGUUAUUUUAAUGCAUGCAAUCCAACCAUCCCGAUGUCGUUUGUAUAAAUAUCUGAGUUCAAUAAUUCACUGUGCCGCUCAAACGCAUGAUAAUACAGCCUGCUGUCGAGAUAUGGGUGUUCAUGAAAUCGGCCCGCAAUGCUUGCAAAUGUGCAAACCACAAGCACAACCUCUUCAACCGUGGGGUGCGGGGUCACUACGCAGAGAUCUGGUCGUGUGCUUGGCGAAAUGGGACCAAAUAAUGUUCUGUCACCAAGCUGGUUUACGCGCUCGAAAAAUCAUGAAAACGCCAACGGCGAUUACGUCACAAUAA